AUAUUUGACUGAAUAUGAUUAUGUUUAUCAGGUGAAAAAAAGUAAUAUUUGUGUAAGAAACAAAUGGGCACGCGUGGGCCACGUGACCAAGGGUGUUCCCUGGAUUAACGUCCGGGUAGGAAACGCAAACAAAAUGGCUGGGAAGAAGAAAGACACUGAAACCUUCGAUGUGAUCGACUUGGCCGAGCAGGUGAAGAAGCAGAGAUGGUGGAACAAAAUGUUCGGCAAUAAUUCUGGCCCGGCUGCUGAGAAGUAUUCAGUUGCAACACAACUGGCCAUUGGUGGAGUGACUGGGUGGUGCGCAGGGUAUCUGUUUCAGAAAGUCGGAAAAGUUGCAGCGUCGGCUGUCGGAGGCGGCUUCUUUUUGCUUCAGAUCGCUAAUCACACCGGAUACAUUACAGUUGACUGGAAGAGAGUGGAGCAGGACGUGAACAAGGCCAAGAAGCAGCUGAAGCUGAAUGCAGAGAAGACGAAUAAAGAAGUGACAACAAAAGUGCAAGAGGUGCAGACAUUCGUGAAAAAGAACAUCGUCCUGACCGGAGGCUUCGUGGGAGGAUUCCUGCUCGGUCUGGCGUCUUAACGAGCCCCUCGUCCAUUUUACGUGGUCUUAGAAAAGAACGUACCGCACGCAACAAAUACAUUUACUUUUCUUUGACAACUUAUUUAUAUACUGUAUCGUAGGUGUUAUAAAUCAUGACACAGCAUUUAAAUAUAUUUGCACUGAUUUCAUGCCUUUCGGUGUUCUUUUGACAUUUUGAUUUCUGAUUCGUUUUCCCUUGAUGUUACAUUCUGGGUUAUAUUUUGUGAUAUGAAAGAUAAUGGUACAUAUUUAAAUAUGUAUGUCCAAAGAUGUGUACAGACACGAGACAGCCUUUAUGCACUGUGUUUAGACUGACAUAAGAGAUUUAAAAAGUGUUUCAAGAAUUUUCCCAGUGGAUUAUAAAGCUCGAUUUUAAAGAGGAUGCUUAAUGAUUCAACAACAAAAAGCAAGUAGUGAUUCCUUCUUUUCAUAACCACCAAUAAACAUUUCAAACAAUU
This is a messenger RNA of Hemibagrus wyckioides, 1038 nucleotides long. RefSeq names its product fun14 domain containing 2 (gene fundc2). Gene Ontology annotation, cellular component: mitochondrial outer membrane. Gene Ontology annotation, biological process: autophagy of mitochondrion. The transcript is spliced from 5 exons. The record is from RefSeq and is a predicted model, not a curated record. Bases 134 to 580 code for a protein of 148 amino acids. Lineage: Eukaryota; Metazoa; Chordata; Actinopteri; Siluriformes; Bagridae.